Molecule: messenger RNA, 1206 nt
Organism: Pogonomyrmex barbatus (red harvester ant)
Lineage: Eukaryota; Metazoa; Arthropoda; Insecta; Hymenoptera; Formicidae
Gene: Naa80
Product: N-alpha-acetyltransferase 80
Biological process (GO): protein acetylation
Cellular component (GO): cytoplasm
Molecular function (GO): acetyl-CoA binding; N-acetyltransferase activity
Source: RefSeq, a predicted model, not a curated record
AGAUAUGACGGAUGAUGCUAAGUACGUAGUGAUACCUCUUCACCAUCGGCCUGAUUUGAUCAAAGACUGUUAAUGAAAUCUCUAAACGUAUCCUGCGACAGUUUUCCCACAUGUUUAGUUUUGAUUAAUGACAAGGACAGGGUUCUUGGACACUGUAAAAUAUCUCUGGUGGCUAAGUCAAAAGUUAGUUGCUUCAUUGAGUCUGUUGUAAUCGACUAUCGGUAUAGAUCUCAAGGAUUAGGAUCUAGAUUGUUACGCGGCGUGGAGGAAUACGUUGCGAGAAGGGGCCUGAAGAACAUCUAUUUAAAAACAGAUGGUCAGGAGGUGUUUUACUACAAGAACGGAUAUAAGGUGUGCGAUCCGUUCAAAGCAUAUGGCAUUAAUGACAUCAUAACCGCCAGUCCACCACUCGGCAGAACCAAAUUCAAGGAACGAAAUGGCGAUCAAUCCGCAGGACAACCGCUACCGCCGCCGCCACCUCCGAUGCCGUCAUUUCAAUUGUCAAAGUUUUUCGACAUGAGAAUGUUAUCCCAAAAGACGCACAUGGUAAAGAAAUUGUGAUACUAGUAUUACAUUUAAAUUUCAUUUCUUAUGCAUUUUUUGCAUGAAUCGAGGCCAACGAACGUUCAUGUCGAUUAAAAUUAGACGCUUAAAAGAAAAGAAAUGAAUAGUACUACUAAGUAAAAUUAAACGAGAGCAGACUAGAAUAAUAUUUAGCAUAUCGCGCUUUAAAAAGGAUUUAAGCCCUCUUUAGGAAAUCAUAUUCAUUAGUACAUAUCGAUUAUGUAAAUAAUUUUUAGGAACAUGAAAUCAUUCACGAAUGAAUGUGCAUUUGAUUUUUCUGUUCAAUCGCAUAAUGUGAUUGAAUGCUAAAUACUUCAAAUUCUAUGCUUACUAUAAGUUAAAAAAUAGAAUUAUUUUUUUAACUUUAUAAUAUAGCUAUUUUUAUAAUUUUAAUUUAUGAAGAAUUAAUAGGCAGGUUUAUCAUCAGCUUGUUAGUACAAUUUUUCUCGUCAAACUAUAUUUAUUUAUUUCUUUAUCUGUUUAUCUGAAAUAUUCUUUAUCUGUUUGUUGUCUUCCAGCAACAAAACCUAAUGCGCUUAAUAUACUCAUUUUCCAUCUAGCUCGUACAAUUCGAAUCAAUUACAUAAAUGUUAAUCUUAUUGAACGUGAUAACAAUUUACAUAAAUAUACAUAUCUAUUUUU